Messenger RNA from Malassezia vespertilionis, 1290 nucleotides. RefSeq lists its product as uncharacterized. NCBI's taxonomy places the organism in Eukaryota, Fungi, Basidiomycota, Malasseziomycetes, Malasseziales, Malasseziaceae. The coding region runs from base 1 to 1290 and encodes 429 amino acids. Gene Ontology annotation, biological process: siderophore biosynthetic process. The record is from RefSeq and is a predicted model, not a curated record. The transcript is spliced from 3 exons.
AUGCCAAGCUGCGGAACGGCAAAACGGAGCGCGCACCCUGUGUCGGAGACGCAAAAGAUGAAGUUGAAAAUCGACGAGGUGGCAAUCACGAUCGAUGUCAAGCGCGAUGCUGUGCAGCAACGUGAGCGCGGACCUUUGCAAAUCGUCCAGCUCGCUUCGAGCGACGACGGCGCUGCAAAAUAUGUAGUUCCGGACGCUGCAAUGCACGUCACGCCUCGGCUGCCUCCGUAUACACACUCGUCGCAAGAGCCAGACGACAAUACGCUUGGCGCGCGCGCCAAACGAUUCGCCCGCGUGUUGAUGUCGGGUGCUUCGUUGGACGUGGUGCAGCUCUGGGCGUUUGUGUAUGCAUAUUUCUCGCUAUGGCACGACCAUGAAUACUUUAUCUUGGAUGCAGCGCAGUCGAGUGACGCACAGACGUGGCUUGCCCCUCUGCUUCGCUCUGGCCUCGCCCUUCCGCACCCAGACGACGUGCGAUCCGCAUCUUACAACACGCUCCUUGUCUCGCGCGCUGCAUUCUGGCAAGGUGCAGGUCCUGUGCCUUGUGGUGGAUGGGUUCCCAUCUUGGAAUCACAGGGGUACCCAUUUCUCCCAACGACUAACCGCAAUGUGCCGGAAGGACUUGCAUUGGGCACCCUGCACCCCGCGCGGGCCCCAAAAAUCGGCGCUUGGGAUGCGGCGCAAGAAGCGGUGGUGUACCGCCGCUAUAUCCCUGAGCUUGAGCAGACACUCACAUUUCGCCAUGCCAGCUCCAAGUCGGAAAAAGAUGUGGAUCUGCUCCAUCGCUGGCAUGCCGACGAUCGUGUAAAGACAGGCUGGCGCCAGGACAUGCCGCGCGAUGCGCACAAAAAGUACCUUGCGGACCAAGAGGCUACGGGCGACUCGAUUGCUCUUAUUGGUGCAUGGGACGGCGAGCCGUUUGGCUACAUCGAGGUCUACUAUCCAAAAGAAACGCCGCUGCGCAACUACUUUGAUGCGGGCGACUACGACCGUGGCUUUCACGCACUCGUGGGCGAGGAUCGAUUCCGGGGGCCGCAUCGUGUUCGGUCCUGGAUGGGAAGUGUGAUCCAUUUUUUGUUCCUUCUCGACAACCGCACGAUGCGCGUGGUCAGCGAGCCCCGCGCUUCAAACACCAAGAUGGUCGAGUACGAGUGCAUGUGCGGCGGCCACGUCGAAAAGUGGAUCGAUUUGCCGCACAAGCGCGCUGCUUUGGUGUAUGUGCCGCGUGAGCGCUAUUUCCAGCUGUGCCCCAUGGGGCCACUGCGCGAGACUGCGUCGGAGGUGAAGUGA